AAAAGAAUCUGAAAGGUGAAUGUUUUUUGAGAGAGAAAAUGGACUAAACAAAGGCAUAAAGCUACAAAGUGUGCUAUCCGAGAGAAAAAGGGCAUUUGCUUUCCCUCAUUUCUCUUAAUUAGAAUUGAGGAAAUAACGCUGAUCUGAAAAUUCUGAGUUUAUGCAUAAUUGAUUGCCACUGAAGUUUGAAAUGAUGACGUUCGGAAUUUGGAGAGAGGGACGAGGAGAGCCUCAUCCUGCUGCCAAGCCAAUGGCUUAUGCAAACUGGUUGUUCAUAUUGAACUUGAAUGGCCUAUCUUCUAUGGUUUUGGGGAUACAAAUGCUCUGCUGCUAAAUGAUAAGCUGCUUGAGCUAUAGAAAUACAGUUUGUUGACAAUGCAGCUUUGAGCAUUGGUUUUUUCCUUUCAAGGAAUCCCUGGGAGUCAACAUUCUUUCUACUACUAAUUUAUUUUGCUCAAUGCAGCUUUGAACAUUAGUUUUCUUCUCUUUUAUCCAUUUGGCUUUAUUAUUCAUUCUACUUGCACAUUUUCUUGGAUGCCUUAAAAUCCCAACAUAGGGAUGGUAUAAAUUUGAAUUUCUGAG
This is a messenger RNA of Rubroshorea leprosula, 582 nucleotides long. NCBI's taxonomy places the organism in Eukaryota, Viridiplantae, Streptophyta, Magnoliopsida, Malvales, Dipterocarpaceae. The record is from the annotation of a GenBank genome assembly.